UCUCAUGCUUGGUCUCACUCUUGCUGAAGUCAUUUCCAUGAGGGUGGCACUCCCUGAGUUUGGACCCUAAACACUAUCAUAAAGGGAAAGAGACUCACUUUCACGUAGACACACACAGUUGUGCAUCACAGAAUACGCAUUUUCAUAUCAAGACUACUGAGUUUCUACACAUAAACUGUCAAAAUGGCAAAUAAAGGCCCAUCCUAUGGUCUGAGUCGUGAGGUGCAGAGUAAAAUUGACAAGAAGUACGAUCCAGAGCUGGAGGAGCGGCUGGUGCAAUGGAUCAUCGCUCAGUGUGGGGAUUCUGUCGGAAAACCUCAACCUGGAAAACAAGGCUUCCAGCAAUGGCUUAAGGAUGGAUGUAUUUUAUGUGAGCUGAUUAACAGUCUCUGUAAGGAUUCAAAGCUUGUGAAAAAGAUCCAAAGUUCUACAAUGGCUUUUAAACAGAUGGAGCAGAUCUCUCAGUUCCUUGGUGCUGCCGAACGCUAUGGGGUCACCAAGUCUGACAUGUUUCAAACAGUUGACCUGUGGGAGGGUAAGGACCUUGCCGCUGUACAAAUGACACUGCUGUCUUUGGGGAGUCUGGCUGUUACUAAGGAUGAUGGCUGUUACCGCGGUGACCCCAGCUGGUUCCACAAGAAAUCCCAAGAGAACAAGAGGGAGUUCACUGAGGAGCAGCUGAAAGAAGGUCAGAAAGUAAUCGGCCUACAGAUGGGCACUAACAAAGGGGCAUCACAGGCGGGCACGACUGGUUAUGGUCGACCUCGGCAGAUCUUGAACAACUAAUAAAGGCCUGAAGAUCCGUGAUCUUUCCUUCUCAGCCCUUCAGCAGGGUGGACCAGAUGUAGCGUCCCACUUAAACCUUCAGCAAACCCCAGCUGGACAAUAACAAGGAACAGAACACACAGUGCUUAAACCAAAGUUUACAAAUUCAUUGUAUCAUUUCAAAAUCCUGUACAUUCCAUUAGAAAUUCAUUAGUCUGCUGUAAAUUCUAUUAAGGUGCAGACGGACAUACAUUCCAUUAUUCUAUUUCAUACAUUCCAGAGAAACGCAAUCUGCUGCGUUCCAUGGGAACAAAAUGCCUAUAAGGUUAAUUUGGCCUUGCACAGUCAGGUAUUGUCUUGUCUUGUGUUUCUGUGGAUCCAAAUUAUAUUCUCCGCUCGAUAUUCAUUUCCUGAUCUAAAAUCAAUAUGAAUCUAGGGCUUUACAUCAAUAUGCUUAUACAUUGUACACGAGUAACUAAUAAUUGAUUUUGCUAAUAAAAUUCAUUUAAAUUUUGAAA
Molecule: messenger RNA, 1283 nt
Organism: Cyprinus carpio (common carp)
Lineage: Eukaryota; Metazoa; Chordata; Actinopteri; Cypriniformes; Cyprinidae
Product: transgelin-like
Molecular function (GO): protein binding
Source: RefSeq, a predicted model, not a curated record